UGAAAAAGGUAAACACGGAAGUUCAAUCCUAAAUAUAGUCUGGAUGAGGUUGCUCUUAAUACGUGUCUUUUUAGUGAUUAAUAUGGUUAUAAAUCUGUAGCGGAGAACACAAAAGACCAAGAAAGCGUCAAAAAACCAAGCAGCUGAAUAGUGGUGUCGUUCAGGCUGAUAUAAAGUUUGUACCGCACACGGAGCUGAGAACUUGUGCUGAAGUUCAAUGGCUUCAGAUAAGCAAGUCACAUUUGUGAUCGUCGGUGGAGGAAUCGCAGGUGUAACUUGUGCAGAACAGAUCGCAUCGCAGUUCGUAUCAGAUGAAGUUUAUCUUCUGACAGCCUCACCCUUAGUAAAGACGGUUACAAAUUUCAAACAGGUGUCGAAGACGUUGGAAGAAUUCGAUAUCGAGGACCAGCCCUCCAGUGUUUUAGAAGAAAAGUAUCCCAAUCUGAAAGUCCUACAAUCUGCAGUCAAACUCCUGCGAGCUAAAGAACAUCUUUUACAAGCAGAGAAUGGUCAGACGUUUCAUUAUAAAAAGCUGUGUAUCUGCAGCGGAGCCAGACCCAAGCUUCUCACCCAAGAUAACCCUCAUGUGCUGGGCAUACGAGACACAGACAGCGCUCAGGAGUUUCAAAAGCGGUUAUCAAAGGCUAAAAGGAUAGUUGUCAUUGGCAAUGGAGGAAUCGCAUUAGAAUUGGUGUAUGAAGUAGAAGGUUGUGAAGUGAUCUGGGCUAUAAAGGAUAAAGCCAUAGGAAACACUUUCUUCGAUGCAGGAGCUGCUCAGUUUCUCAUCCCCUCACUGGAGGCUGACAAAAAAGAAAGAGCGUUGCCCUGCAAGAGAGCACGCUACACUACUGGCAAGACUGGAGCAGGCCACAGUGGGGCUUCAGGGGAGCUUGGCAGUGCCUUGGGCCCAGAUUGGCAUGAGGGGAUUGAACUAAGAGGAACAGUGCAGAAUUCCAGUGGAGUGCAUGUAGAAUAUGAGUGUGAGGUUGACAAGAUCUACACCCAACAGGAGUUCCUACAGUCCCAACUCAACACAAAUAAAUCUGAAUUAGGGCUGUGGCCAGCUUAUGUUCAGUUAACCAAUGGGAAGAUUUAUGGCUGUGAUUUCGUUGUUAGCGCAACAGGCGUUGUGCCAAACACUGAUCCUUUUCUCAGUGGCAACAAUUUUGAAUUGGCAGGAGAUCAUGGUCUGAGAGUGGACGAUCAUAUGCGGACGUCUGAACAGGAUGUGUAUGCGGCUGGAGAUGUGUGUACUGCAGGCUGGGAGCCCAGCGCUCUCUGGCAACAGAUGCGAUUGUGGACUCAGGCGCGUCAGAUGGGCUGGUACGCAGCACGUUGUAUGGCUGCAGAUGUUCUGGAGGAGCCUAUAGAGCUGGACUUCUGCUUUGAGCUGUUCUCACACAUCACCAAAUUCUUCAGCUACAAGGUGGUUUUGCUAGGGAAGUUUAAUGCUCAGGGUUUGGGUCAAGACCAUGAGCUUCUUGUGCGCUGUACAAAAGGCCAGGAGUAUGUAAAGGUGGUUCUGACUGGGGGCCGAAUGGUGGGAGCCGUCCUUAUCGGAGAGACGGACCUGGAGGAAACUUUCGAGAACCUCAUUCUCAACCAAAUGGACUUAUCCCGAUAUGGCGAGGAGCUUCUUAAUCCUAAUAUUGACAUUGAAGACUACUUUGACUGAAUCGUUCUGGUUAGUCAAUGACAAAGAUAUGAUUAAUUUAUUUUAAAGCUGCACCGUGCAAUUUAUGUUCUACGAAACAGUUGUUCAAAAAUAAUAAUUGUUUUCAAACACUUCACCAAUCUUACACCGGUCUUGCUCAGCAACAGGAAGUCCUACCUCAAUCUGUUGCCUUUGGUCGAGGCUAUAUUGUCAUGCUGAGCACGCAAAUAAACAGACUUCAAAUUAGUUUUCACAGCUAGAGGUGCAGAAAUUGCACAUUGUAUUUUAAAAGAGUAGUUCACCCACAAAUGGAAUACAUAAUUCACUCGCCCUCAUGUUGCUACACGU
Messenger RNA from Sinocyclocheilus rhinocerous, 2002 nucleotides. It is a transcript of the gene pyroxd1, whose product is annotated as pyridine nucleotide-disulphide oxidoreductase domain 1. Lineage: Eukaryota; Metazoa; Chordata; Actinopteri; Cypriniformes; Cyprinidae. The transcript has 12 exons. Gene Ontology annotation, molecular function: oxidoreductase activity. The record is from RefSeq and is a predicted model, not a curated record. The coding region runs from base 218 to 1675 and encodes 485 amino acids.